AUUCUUCCCAUGUCGUUCUCCCCGCCAUCUAUCCUUCAUCCCCGCCUUUUGUAAAGUGCUAUCGCCCCCACAGUGUCGGCCAUGAGUUCAGUUUCUUCAUCCUCAACCUCUUCUGUGCUCUCUACCGCCGCGUCUUCACUGACGUCACUCGCACUCGCUAACUCUACCGCGCUCAUCCAACCAACGAGUGACUUUUUCACAAACAGUUUCCCUCAGACAGCGUCCUUUGGCGCAGCAAGCACCAGUAGUGCCAGCAAUAAUGACGACGAUGGAAAUAAUAACAAUAAUAAUAACACACUAGCCGCAUCGUCGUCUCUGUACCUCUUCACUUUCCUCGCGACCCUCCUCCUUCUCCUCGCAAUCUCCUGUGCUAUCGUAAUCCGCUCAUUCAUUAUCCGACGCCGUUUCCAUCGGCGAGUCCAAGAAGCACUCGCAGAUGGUUCCGUGCUCCCACCCCAUGCUCCCGGCCCCGGCGGUUUCGGCGGCAUCGGCGGGGGACGAAGACGCGAUUUUGGCGAGAAGCCAAAGUUAUGGGAUGCACAUCUCAGACCUCCCGCGCCGCUGUCGUCGUCCCUUUCUUCUGAGUUGCGGUGGGAGAACAUAAAGCCUGUCUCGGCCAGGAUCCUCUCCGACAAACUCUCUGGAGCUGGCAAACGACGCGUAACUUCCUCGACUACCACACCUCCCCGUACGGGAGGCUUCCUCCAGACGGCUUCGUUAGGACUCGUCAAUGGACAUGGCCGAUCUUGGCGACCGCGAUUCCUUCCUCGGCCAGGUCCUCCACAAUCACCUUCAGCGAUGACGACGCCCCCAGCGCAACCUCCAACCAUCUCCGCGCCCAUCCCUCCUUCCACUUCCACUUCCUCAUCCCCAUCCUCUCCGGCCGAACAAAGAGCAGAAUCGAACUCAGAAGACGCCCAUCUCCAGAUUCACGUCCUCAUCGCUAUGCCAUCUCCUUAUCGUCCUCGCUCAUGGCUCUCUUCCUCUUCCUCAUCACAAUCCUCUUCUUCGACGAAUGUAGAUGCAUCUCCGUUGAAAGGCAAAACACGAACACCGUAUCCCACAGUUUACGAUAACGAAGAUGAGGAAGAAGAGUUACCUGAUGUUGCGUUUGGUGUGACGGAGGUACCGUGGAAAGUCGCUCUUCCUAACUCUCCCGCUGCCCAAAGUCAAAAUCCAAGUCAAAAUCGGGGUGAAUCGGGGUUUAGUAACGGUGGUGCAGGUAAUGUUGGUGGUGAACCUUCACGAGGGCAUGUAUAGGAUCGUAGGGUCAUAGUACUACUCCGGACAUUUAUUGUGUAUCAGUAUCUUAUGCUCAUUCAUUCGGACAUUGGACGCGUUCAAGCAAACACGCAACAUGAAUACAUCUCUUCUGAUGGAUUAAACAUCCAAAUAAAUGAGCAUACAAAAUUUAUACAAACCAU
Fomitiporia mediterranea MF3/22 is the source of this 1424-nucleotide messenger RNA. RefSeq lists its product as uncharacterized. The coding region runs from base 82 to 1260 and encodes 392 amino acids. The record is from RefSeq and is a predicted model, not a curated record. NCBI's taxonomy places the organism in Eukaryota, Fungi, Basidiomycota, Agaricomycetes, Hymenochaetales, Hymenochaetaceae. The transcript is spliced from 3 exons.